Papilio machaon (common yellow swallowtail) is the source of this 1944-nucleotide messenger RNA. RefSeq names its product ras-related protein Rab-32 (gene Rab32). The record is from RefSeq and is a predicted model, not a curated record. The transcript is spliced from 5 exons. Gene Ontology annotation, cellular component: trans-Golgi network; Golgi apparatus; phagocytic vesicle. Gene Ontology annotation, molecular function: GTPase activity; GTP binding. Lineage: Eukaryota; Metazoa; Arthropoda; Insecta; Lepidoptera; Papilionidae. Gene Ontology annotation, biological process: endosome to lysosome transport; phagosome-lysosome fusion. Bases 16 to 1884 code for a protein of 622 amino acids.
GCCUCCGCCGCAGCUAUGGACACGGACCGCUCCCUCGUACAGCGCGAGUCCGCUCCCCUGUGCGCGCCCGCCUCCGCCUCCGCUCCCGCGUGCGCGCCUGCGCCCGCGCCCUUCCCCGCCUCACCGUCGCACCUCCGCCGCACGCUGCAUUCGCUGCGCUCGCCGUUCCGCUCCGGCUCGCCCUUCCACAUCGCUUCGAUCAAACGCUCGGGCUCCACUAAAUCCUCCGCCUCAGACGGCGAUAUCGCGCGCAACGAACGCACGAUGCGUAAGAAAAUAAAAAAACAACGCGCCGACGCGUCCAGCGACGCCUCGCGUAGCACCGACAGCUCGCCGAGUAUCGACAAAAAGAAAAAGGAGGGCGGUUUCAUGCGGCGGAUGGGCACUAUCGGUAAGAAACGAGCGGAGGAAUCUUCUCCGACGCCACCUCGAGAAGACUCCUCGCCCUCUACAUCCCAAAUAGAUGAAUCUCCAUCGUCUCUCCCGCCGCAAUUUAUAGACGUGUCUUCCUCGUCGUCCCAGGCGGAUAACUUUUCUCCGGCGGAAAUAGAAGAUAAAAUUACGACGCCCCCGCAAUUGCAAGAAUCGACACCCCCGCCACCUCCGUCACCGCCACUGCAGCAAUUAGAAGAACCGAAAACCUCUAUUGAGGAACAAAAUACAACACAUUCCGAUGAAAAAAAUAAAAAUAACUCUCCGCUUAGUAAAACUGCAACAGAACCCAUUCCCCUAACGCCAUCGCCGGAGCCUUUACUCAGUCCGAUCGCUGUGGAACAUGCGGUUGCGACACGGCCGUUCACCAAGGAAGCUUGGAAACGUAAAACGAAACCACUUGAAAUACCAAAACCGGUGGAGGAACCAAGUCCGGGCAACGCGUUAAAGCGGCGUAUAGCGUUCGUAACGCCGGGCUCCGUGGGCGUCUCCGAGGACCACGACGACGACGACGACGACGACGAUGACGACGAAGAGGAGGUGAAGGUCAAAGUGGGGGGAGGGGAGGAGGUGGGGACGCUGGAAGAGGCGGUGGCGAUGGCGCGCGCGCGCCUGGCCGCCGCCGCGCCCUCACCCUCGCCGCCGCGCACGCCACGCUCGCCGCGCUCACCGCCGCAGUCGCGCGACAACGACGAUACCGAAGAGGAGGGGUCCGCGGACACGAUGCCGGCGUACGGAGACCUCAUCGAGCCGGAGAACAAGGCGGGCAAUGGCGCGGGACCGUCGCACGCGACCCCUAGUGCCGAGAGGCGGGAGCAUUUGUACAAGAUCUUGGUGAUAGGCGAACUGGGUACCGGGAAGACGUCCAUUAUCAAGCGCUACGUGCACCAGUUUUUCAGUCAGCACUACCGCGCAACAAUCGGCGUUGAUUUCGCCCUGAAAGUUCUCAAUUGGGACUCGAAUACAAUCAUACGCUUGCAGCUAUGGGAUAUUGCAGGUCAAGAGCGUUUCGGCAACAUGACGCGUGUGUACUACAAGGAGGCUGUGGGCGCGUUUAUCGUAUUUGACGUGUCGCGGGUAGCCACAUUCGAUGCUGUGGUCAAGUGGAAGAACGACUUGGAUACCAAGGUGCAACUGCCCGAUGGCACGCCCAUACCUUGUAUACUCCUGGCUAACAAGUGUGAUCAGCAAAAAGAAGGUAUCGUGAAUUCUUCAGCCAAGAUGGAGGAGUAUUGCCGCGAGAAAGGCUUCGCGGGUUGGUUUGAGACCUCCGCUAAAGAGAACAUAAACAUCGAAGAGGCUGCACGCUCCUUAGUUAAUAAGAUCCUUUUAAACGACAAGCUACUACACAAUAAUGACAAGGACGGCGAAAGAUUCGCACUCGAUCACAAGAUUGCUAACGGCGAGAACAGUAGAAGCGGCGGCGGUGGCGGCAAGUCGUGUGCCUGCUGACCCAAUCGCUAGCCGCCCCCAUGCUGCAGUCUGCAACUGACCAAUCAAAACUCUGCAAAA